UAUAAUGAUAUAAAAUCUGUUUUGGUUCGCUCGGCCCACUUAUGUCACCUUAUUGGUGGUAUUUUUAUUGCCUAGGUGUCAGACAAUGGAUUACUUUGAGCGGACUUUUUGUUUUCAUAAGUGUCUGCCAGAUAAUCAUCUUAGGACAUAACACUUGACUGGGCUGUCGUGCUUUGAUGAGGCCAUCACUGGGACUUUCCGGAUACGUCAGACCGAGCUUCCGACUUGUUAACGCUAGUUGCUGCCGAAACGUUCAUGUCGUUAGUGGUGGUUAACGUUACGUUGAAACUCCGAGGUAAACGCGGACAGGAGACCAUGAACACCUCCAGAACCCGCCAGCAGCCCCAGGAGGUCUGAACAGAGAGGCGUGGUGGUCAGAGAGCGACAGGGCGGGAUGUCAACAACUCGGCCUCUGCUCGGAAUGAGACGAGUCACCGAGCUAGCGUACCCUGAGCAGCCGGGCACCAGGCUCUCCGCUUCGGCCGGCAGGCAGCAGACAGAGGCCCUCACAGUGGACGAGUUUACGGUCCUUGAGGACAAAGAAGACGAGUUGAAGAGCGCCAGGCCCCGAGUGGAGCAGGUUUUUAAAGUGACGUUCACAAUUAUCGGUCUGUUGGACCAUACAGGACAGCCGCACGGCAGCAAAACAACCCGGCAGAUAUGGCUUCAGCUCCGGGGGGACAGAGACGACGUGUCCAAGGCGAAGGAGUAUGUCCGAGGGCUCUGCGACCCAGAGCUGCAGAAAGAGGAGCGCUAUCCUACUGACAUGCACUGCAUCUUCGCUGGGGCCAGGGGCCUCUUUCUGGACAGGCUAAUACGUGACACCAGCGCCGAGGUUCUGGUGCCAGAGCCGGGUCGUCUGUGGCUGGUGGGCCGAGCUGAGCCUGUUGUGAUGGCUCAGAGUAGAGUCCAGCAGUUUGUGGCACUCUUCCAAGAGAAAAAGAGUCUGCCAAGUGACAGAGAAUCGGCAGUGAAGCGAGCGUUCAAGUCGUUUGUGGAAGAAAGAGAUGAUAAAUACACUAUGGAGCUCCUGCUGCUGCCCAGUGCCCUGAAGGAAGAGUUACUGGGACUGGUUCACAGCCCCACCAGCACAAACACAUCUGCUUUGGUGAACCAGGUGCUGCUACCCACCAUGGCAGAGGUGGAUCAGGACCGCUCCCAGAGCAGCACUCCGGUGACGGAACUCUCCAACCGCAUCCUGGACACCAGCUUCGAUGAGAAAGGUGGUGCAGCGUCUUCAGUCUGUGGAGGCGGGAAAGCAGGGGGCCGGAUAGGGGUGGGUCAAGAGGGGGUCCUGCUCAACGGCACUCGGCCCUCACACAAGCGGCGCUCGUCCGAGAGUGAGACUCGAGACACAAAGAGACAAUACUCACUGGAGCGGAAGGAGGAGUCGCCUGAGAGAAUGGCGAGGGAGCGUACCCGGGACAGGGAGGUUCGAGGGGCCGGCAGCAGCUGCAGGUCCAAAACCCCAUCUGCUUCCUCAACGAUCGCAACGCCCUCCUCCUCCUACUCAGGAAAGGCAAACACAGUGGCCGGUCCAAUCACACAGGAGUCCUACGAGGGCAUCCCAGACGAUGGAGAGGCAGUCAGCCCGGAAACCAACCUCCGCUGCCUGGUCAAUUUUUUCAGAACCAUGGGCUACCAGCAGGAAGUGGUGGAACGUGUUGUCAAGUCAACAGGACAGACUGAGGACACCUUUCUUAUCCUGGAGAAAAUAGUUGAAGAAACCAAACGUUGUGAGCAGGACUCAAAAGGAGGAGACAGAGAGAGACAAAUGAACGCUGUGCAUGCGUCUGACAAUCUCUCCUCCUCCUCUUCUUCUUCUUCCUCCUCCUCCUCUGCGGUGUCCUCGUCCACAGUGUCCCGUUUUAGGGAAAAGGAGCGAGAGAUCGGAGACACAGGGAGAUCGAAGGAGAACAUAAAGCCGAGCCAACGAGGAGGAAGUAGCAAUGGUUUGGGACAUAGGCGGAAGUGCAGUGGCAGUGAAACGAGCACACAGCAGGCCAUCACGAUCAAAAGAAGCUCCAGUGCUCAGGGUGGAGCAGGGAACUAUGAGGUAAUUACGAUCGACGAUGACGACGACGUCAUUCCCACUAAUGCCAAAACAGCAGACGGUAGAAAGUCUCGGAUAAUGACGAUGCCACACCCUGAAACCACACAGUCUGGAUCUCGAACGGACUACCUGGCUCGAGGAGGGGGCGGAGUCACCCAGCGGGAUUACCUGUCGCGAUGCGGGACUCAAACUUUGGGUGGAUCUGUAAAAGUGGAGAACAUGACACCGCUGCGCAGCACCCCUGCAUGGUCAGCUCAGCCCAUCAACCGAGCAGCACCCUCUGCCUAUCAGACCAUCGCCCAUACAGGAUUUCAGGGGGGCAUGGCCCGGACCCCUCCUGCAAACGAACCCCCGGCCCCUCCGGUUACUGGUCUGGCUCGGUUUCACCAGUCGCUGCGGACUCCUUUUACCUUGAACCUGCCCAACGAGCGGGGAAACCCAGACCUGAGGCACAUCAUCAUAGACGGAAGCAACGUGGCGAUGGCUCAUGGUCUUCAUCGGUUUUUCUCAUGCCGUGGCAUCGCUCUGGCUGUGGAGACCUUCUGGAGGAGGGGCCACAGGGAGAUCACAGUGUUUGUCCCGCAGUGGCGUCAGAAGAGAGACCGACUUGCUACAGAACAACACUUCCUAAACCAGCUGGAAGACCUGCGGCUGCUCUCCUUCACCCCAUCCAGAGAAGUCUGUGGCCAGAGAAUAUCUUCACAUGACGACAGGUUCCUGCUGCAUCUUGCUGAGAAAACAGACGGGAUAAUCGUCACCAACGACAACCUGCGGGACUUUGUCGACACCUCGGACACAUGGCGUCGCAUCAUUCAAGAGAGGUUGCUUCAGUUUACCUUUGUUGAGGAUCACUUCAUGAUUCCUGACGACCCGCUGGGAAAAGACGGACCCCACCUGGACGACUUCCUGAGGAAGGAUAACAGGAGGGCUCCAGGUUCCCCCCCGCCUCUCCAGCCUGCAGACCCCCGGGCCACAUCACAGCAGCAGCCCGUUACCGUCCAGACUUUUCGGACCCCCGCCACCAUGACAGCUCACCCCACUGCACACUGGCCCCAUUCUGGCCCUCCGGAAUGGCAUCCGCCCCGCCGCCCUUCCUCGCCCUCCCCAUCCCCCCCGCCACAGCGCUCACCAGGGGAGACGUCAGAGUUGAAGAGGAAGCUGUAUGACAUCUUUCCUGACCAGAAGCAGCGAAUCGACCGAAUCCUCAGCGACAACCCGUACAUGAGAGACCUGAACGCCCUGUCAGGGCUGCUGCUGGGCUGAAUAAACUGAGACAACAUCUGUCCGUCUGUGUUAGGGUAAUUUAUUUGACCAUUUUUUCCUCGUCGGAAGGCACCGAAAUGGUUUUAUUAUUUUGUGGAAAGACUUAUCAUUAAACUAGCUGCUAUCUGCGACAAUGAUUUCUGGGAUAUUUUCCUUAGUUUUUUUUUGUUUUGUUUUUUUUACUUCCUGAAUCAUCAGGGUGAGCAGCACCGAUGUCUGCAGAACAAACAUAUGAACAGUUUUCUUUUCUUCACCUCGAACAAUUCUGUGUUUGUGUGAGAAUGGAUCUAAGCAGCCGGACAACAGGACUUUGAUCGACGGUGGGGACGGCCGCUUUCAGCUCCACAUCAACUCUCAAG
Messenger RNA from Cyprinodon variegatus (sheepshead minnow), 3675 nucleotides. It is a transcript of the gene n4bp1, whose product is annotated as NEDD4-binding protein 1-like. The record is from RefSeq and is a predicted model, not a curated record. NCBI's taxonomy places the organism in Eukaryota, Metazoa, Chordata, Actinopteri, Cyprinodontiformes, Cyprinodontidae. Gene Ontology annotation, biological process: negative regulation of proteasomal ubiquitin-dependent protein catabolic process; negative regulation of protein ubiquitination. Gene Ontology annotation, cellular component: nucleus; PML body. Gene Ontology annotation, molecular function: RNA binding. The transcript has 12 exons. Bases 395 to 3316 code for a protein of 973 amino acids.